This is a messenger RNA of Akanthomyces muscarius, 1779 nucleotides long. RefSeq lists its product as uncharacterized. Bases 1 to 1779 code for a protein of 592 amino acids. The record is from RefSeq and is a predicted model, not a curated record. NCBI's taxonomy places the organism in Eukaryota, Fungi, Ascomycota, Sordariomycetes, Hypocreales, Cordycipitaceae. The transcript has 4 exons.
AUGCUCUACAGAAACAUCAUCAGCGGUGCUGUCACGGCCGUACCUGUCCUGGCCGGUCUUGUCCGUGGAGCACCACACGUGGCCAAUUACCCUGCUGCGCGUGCCGAGACGACUUCCACGCUUGCCUUGGAUAGCUGCAGCGGUGGAAAAGGCGAAACAAUCAACAUCAUCGUCCAGUACCCCGGCACCAUUGGCGUGACAAAGUCUGGCCAGCCAGGCUCUGACGACGGUUCCGGAAUUGGCUCUGGCCCAGGCACCCCCGCCGGCCAAAUUACCGUGCCGGGAAGUGACUCAACCAAUAACGGAAUCGGCAGCGCCGGAAAUGUUGGUGGCCUCAUUGCUUCCAACAACGGUGGCAGCGCGCGCGGCGACGUCAACACCAACACCGGUGGAACUGGAAAGAUUGGCGACAUCGAUGUCAAAGGCGGCAACAACUUUGCCAACGGUGGUAGCAGCAACGCUAAUGGUGGAAGCAACAGUAACAACAACAAUGCCAAUGCGAGCGGUGGAAGCAACGUCAACAACAACAACAACAACAACAACUACAACACUGUGAACAACACUAUUCAACUACCACCUGGCUACAUAGGUUCGCCCAAAGUCCUUACUUCCAUCUAUAUCGUCACCAGUGGUUCUGUGACUGCCACGCGCACCUCCACGCAAACCGUCGUGCCCCAGACCUCCGCCGCAACGACAAGCGUCCCGCUCAAGUCGGCUACCAGCACCACAUCGUCCAGCGCUGUUUCGAUGAGCUCGUCUACGAGCUCUGCCGCCUGCCCCCGGUCUACGUGCGCAGCGGGAGCAAUUGGUGCCUCGGCGCUCUCCGUCGUCAAGACGCUCAACGGAAUCGAGGGCCUCAUCAAGGCUGUCAUCAGCAUCUCUGACCCGGCCGCAGGCAGUCCAAAGGGUCAAGCCGCUGGCAAGCAGAUCGGAGACAGCAUCGCCGACAUUAUCACAGCCAUCUGGAACGCCAUCACCAUGCUCAAGGACGUUAAGCCAUUCGAUCUCGAGUGCGAUGCCACUGCCGUCUACUACGCCGCCGAAACAGCACUCGAGAGCUUCGAGGCACUCGCUGGCAUCGCAAUUGGCAAAGAAGGCGUCGGCGCGGCGGUGCCCAUCCUCGGCCCAAUCAUCACGUUUGGCUUGCGCGCCAUCGCUGCCCCUCUGGAAGCAAUUAUCGGUGCCGUGCUUGAGCUCAUUCCACAUUACAAGCUGUGUACCUCGGACAAGCUAGGCGACUACAAGGGCACUAUUGGCAAGGCAAUUGGCAACCCUGGUAAAGACUUUUGCUACAGGCCUAACGACUGUGCACUUGGAAAAAUCAGCGAGAGCGCCCAGAGCGUAGUUGACAUCCUUGACGACCUUGCCCGGGUCGGAAACGACAUUCUGGAUAUCAGCGUCACGGGGACCGUUGUUGAUACAGUGGCACUCGGUACGAAAGUUUUGGCCUUCCUCGGUCAAGUUGUCACCAAUAUCGGUACACUGACAAGCAUCAAGCCCUUCGAUGUGGCCUGCGAUGCAUACGCCAUCUCCACAGCAUUGACCAAGCUCACGGAUAUUAUUGGAAAAGUGGUGGACAUCAUUCAAAAGUUUGACCUCUACUGGAUCACUGGUUCUAUUGGUAACGGCAUCGUCGACACCAUCAAAAAUGUCGUUACUGGUCUUGUCAAAUCUGGCAUCAACAUCAUUCCGGCUCACGCUUGUACCGUACCCGCGAAGAUUGGGAGCGCCGCAGCGGCAGCUGCCAACGCCGCCAUUGCUCCCAGCCCUGCCGCUUGA